GGGGGGGUGGGGCCUGGGUGGGGCUUGGACUCAUUGAUGGGACAGACGGAAGAAUUGGUUGCUGCAGAGCAGAGAGGUCCACCACUGGGAUGGUUGGAAGCCACGGUUCACGGUAUGUUACGGGAGAAGUGGACUGCUGGCUGGUUUCUGACACUUAUGGGGGCUGUACGAAUAUGUCUUUUGUUUUUUACUCUUUCUUUUUCUUGUUUUUCCUUUUCUUAUUUUUCCUUUUCUUUUUCUUUUUUCCUUUGCUUGGGGAUAGACUUACCAUAGAACGGGGGGCACGGGACGGGACUGGAAUACUUUAGAUACGGUACUGGGGCAACGGAAUAGGCGCAUCUUUAUAUCGAUAGAAUUGAAUGC
Tricharina praecox is the source of this 363-nucleotide messenger RNA. RefSeq lists its product as uncharacterized. The transcript has a single exon. The record is from RefSeq and is a predicted model, not a curated record. The coding region runs from base 37 to 273 and encodes 78 amino acids. Lineage: Eukaryota; Fungi; Ascomycota; Pezizomycetes; Pezizales; Pyronemataceae.